Bipolaris zeicola 26-R-13 is the source of this 2502-nucleotide messenger RNA. RefSeq lists its product as uncharacterized. The record is from RefSeq and is a predicted model, not a curated record. Gene Ontology annotation, cellular component: membrane; microtubule; cytoplasm. The coding region runs from base 1 to 2502 and encodes 833 amino acids. Lineage: Eukaryota; Fungi; Ascomycota; Dothideomycetes; Pleosporales; Pleosporaceae. Gene Ontology annotation, molecular function: GTPase activity; microtubule binding; GTP binding. The transcript has 3 exons.
AUGGCGGCCGGUACACAGAGUGGGAGGCAAGAUGGCGGUCCUCUAUCCAGCGAGGAUCUUCAGCCAACCGAUCUGCCAAUUCGAGAAGGUGGUCACCAAACGAGUUCUUCCGAGACACCCAUGGUAGACCUGCUGGGAAUGCACAUGAAGGAAGUUAUUUCGACAAUCAACCGACUCGAAAGUCUUGGUUUACAGCGAAUGGACAUUCCCUUGCCAAAAUGCGUUGUUUUGGGUGAGCAGUCCGCAGGAAAGUCAUCCGUCAUUGAGGCGAUAUCGGGCAUCAAGACUCCUAGGUCUGACGACACAUGCACUCGAUGCCCUUUGUAUAUCAAGCUCGAGCCCACGGAAGAUCCCCGCGCUAGUUGGAGCGCAAGCGUGAGCCUUCGCCGCAGCUUCAGCUAUGAUGGCAGGACUGGCCGAGGAAGUGAGAGACGGUUUCGUGGUUGGUGCGAGCUGCCGCAGCCAGUUCUCGUACCGUUCGCAACUACGGAUAACCCAGAAGAGCUGGAGCAUAUCAUUGGUCGCGCGCAACUCGCAACCAUCACUCCUCUGGCCCACUACGAAGAGUUUCUGAAUCCAUCUCUCAACCUUGGAGAGGAUCAUAGGUGUGAGUUCAGCCCAAAUAUUGUCUGCAUCUCAAUCAGCCAACCAGGACUGUCAUCACUCAGCUUCUACGAUUUGCCUGGCAUCAUUGGACAAGCAGAAACUGAGGAUAAGAAAUUUCUCGUCAAGUUUGUACGUGAUCUGGUUACAAAAUACGUUCGCGACCCCGAAUCUCUCAUCCUCCUAUGCUGCUCCCUAGAGACUGAUAUUGCCAACUCAAGUGCUGGUGGUAUUGCAAGGGAUUUGAAAGCAGUUGAUAGAUGCAUUGGUGUUCUUACUAAACCCGAUCGGUUGCCGGCAGGAUCGCGUCACGAUAAGCUGAAAGAAGUUUUCGACCAGAAGAGAUUCGCUCUAGGCUAUGGGUAUUUUGCCGUCAAGAAUCCUGGCCAAGAUGAGAUCAACCAGGGCAUCAGCCAUGGAGAGGCCCGUACCCGAGAGGAGCAUUUCUUUCGCGAAGACACAACCUGGUCCAGUACGUUCAAGGCGUACACAAAUUCCUUUGGCACAACGAAUCUCCAAGCAUUUCUUUCCAAAACGCUUGCAGAGCAAAUGCUCAAGCGACUACCAACUAUUGACCAGCACAUCUUUGAACGCCUCUCUCGUAUAGAGCAAGAUCUUAAGCAGUUUCCUGAACCAGCUACCCAUAAUGCUAUUCGGAUUAUGUCAGAUAUUAUUCUUGACUUCUCUCAAGAAGUGCGCAGAGAGAUUGAAGCUGAGUUUCCUUAUAAUGAAUGGAGGAAUAAGUGGAAGGCUCUCCAAAAGACUUUCUUUAGUAACUUAGAAAGUAUGAAGCCAGCUAUGAAGCUUCGUGGCGCUGACGACGAAUCUGUGUAUCUUGACGUACAGGCAGCGCUCCCUGGUGCCUCUGCGAAAGUGCCAAUUUCGCUAUCUGACGAUGAAAACGAAAACGGUGAUAGGAACUCCGCUGAGGAUAGCGAUGUGUCCAACAAGUCUCCAAAGAAGAAGCGAAAGAUUGACAAAACACCGAGCCGUCAGGAGGGUCCAGAUUUCAACAAUCUAAAGAUCACAUUCGAACUUGAUGCAGUUCGGGAAUAUUUGGCAGAGAAUUCGCGGUCUAAGGUCCCGGGCCAGAUUGAGCCGCGCGUUGUUGAUACUAUGAUGCUGACAGCGAUUCAACGUUGGGAGGAGCCACUAGACCAUUUCUUGAGCAAUCUCCGGGAGCAAGUUCACAACCAGAUGCAAGAAUUGUUCAAGAAGCACUUUGAGAGUCGCAAGGGAUCCAUGUUCUAUGACAAGGCGUGGAAUAUCCUCCAGAAACUGAUUCUGCCCAGCCACGACAUGGCACGCGACAGCCUCAACGACGAAAAGCAGGGCCCAUACAUUUUCCACGAGGAUCUCUUCGAACGCGAGAAGAGCGCAAUGCUCGAGUAUUACCAGCAGCACCGUCUCCAGAAUCGACUUGCUCUGUACAAGCGGAAGAAGGAGCAACAUACGAAGAAGCUGCUCACUCCCGCUGAAGAAGAGCGAGUCAAGAAGAAUUCGAUGCCUAUUCUAGCGCACGAGCCUUAUGCUCGCGAGAUUGACGUUGUCGCACAGGUUACGACGUAUUACAUGCUCGCCGCUCGCCGCUUCCAUGACGCUGUCUGUAUGCGCAUCGAGUCCAAGUUCCAUAGGGAGCUGUGUACGCAGCUUCGUGAUGACCUGGAGAAUGGCCUGGGGAUACGCAAUGACGCUGAAGGCUAUCAAAAUGCGAUUCACCUCCUUGCUGAACCAACGGAUCGUUACAAGCAGCGCAUGGACCUGCUGGGGCAGCGCAAAGCCUUACUUCAGGGUCAAACGAUUCUUCAGGAUCUUCAGAACAAGUACGGCGGCAGUGGUGGUGGUGGUGCUGGCAUGCCUUCUGAGGAGAAGAUGGAGGGUGUCGAAGAUACGUCGUAG